CGAGGAGCAAAUCGGAUUGGCCGGGCCAUGCCGGUCGCAGCCAAUAGGAAAGUGGAGCGGUUACAGGUCGCGCGGUGGGAUGGAGGCGGAUGAGGCGCUGCUGCCGCCGCUGCGGGAGCUGGGGGUCCCUGAGGCGGCGGCGCGCCGGGCGCUGGCCCUGACCGGGAAUGUGUCCGCGGAGGCGGCGGCGCAGCUCUACUUCGGCGGCCUGGAGACGCAGGUUUCUUUUUCAGGCGCAGGUGGAUGGCGGCGGCGGCUGCUACAAGAUGGUGUUUGUGGUGAACACGGAGCUCGCCAUGGGCGUCGGGAAGAUAGCAGCCCAGGUCGGACACGCAGCUGUUGGCCUGUACCAGUUAAUACAAGAAAAAUCCACUGGGAGGGAGAUGAUCUGUCAGUGGGAUGAAUAUGGUGCGAAGAAGGUUGUAGUUCAAGGAUCAAACACUGCCCACCUCAUGGAUCUGCAAGCAUUGGCUUUGAGCCUGGAGCUGCCAACAUACCUGGUGCAGGAUGCAGGGAGAACACAGGUUCCAACUGGAUCAUACACUGUCCUUGCCAUUAUCGGAGAAGAAGAAAUAGUGAAUCAGGUGACUGGGAAGCUGAGGCUGUUGAACUGAGAGCAGCACCAAAGCCUAUUAUUUUGUGCUGUACCUGACUACACGCUGUGGAAUUUGAAAGCAACCUAUAUGCAAUGUGGAGAAAGAAGCACCUGUUAACAGCAUCUCAGGUCCUUCAGAGAGUCAUGGGAACCAGACAGCUACUCUCCUUUCUGCCUGCUGAAGCUGCAGGGGAGCAUGGUGCUAGGGUGAGGAGGCAGCUCUCUUCCUUUCAUUUGAGGGAGUCUGUCUUGCUAGACCAGGACUGUGAGAGGUAGUAUUGCUGAUCUACUGCAGGUGGAUUAGAGAGACUGCUGCACAUUUCCACCUCUAGCUUCCCUAGAAAUUGUCUUGGAAAAACAAGGCUUGUAUUUUCUGAAACGUGCUUAUGAACAAGAUGAAAUUCUGACAGAUGCCUUGCCUUUCCUUGAAGUCUCUGUGGUGAGCUUGUGGCUCUGUUAAUUCAUUGUGGCUUAUUAUUUUUGUGGGGGGAGAUGUAUGUCCUUUAAUCUUUCAUAAAAAUGGGUUUCAAAUAUUGGAUGAUUGAAUGACUAAGAACAUACACAGUUGUAUUAGGUAGGUUUAUGGGGGUCAGCUAGAUAUGACGGGAGAAUAAACCCUCCUGUUUCAGAGCUGGGAAGAAAUUUCCGUUAUGGGCAAGUUAUUCCAUAAUUGCCUUCUACAGGAAUUUCUUGCACUUGUGUAUCUGAGACUGGCCAUUGUCAGAGAGAGGAUAUAGGACUAAAUAAACCCUUGGUUUGGCAAUUCCUAUCCUUCUAAAGCCUAUUCUGGUAGUAUAAACUGAAUAGUGGCAGGGAUGCAAACUUGAUCUUGUUAUGAAAUGUACUGUUGAAAUUACUCUAGGUGAGGAAAAUGGGCAUUAAAUUAGGAUUAAUAUUUCACAUUCAAGAGGGGAGGGAGGUAAUUUUUUCCCCACCCCUAACAUCCUGCUUUUAGGUCUUGGUUGUGGUUUUGUAGCACAUGUGCUUUAGGUGGAAUUUCUAGUGAACUUUAUUUAAUCCAGUUGGUAGAAAAUAGCCCUGGGUGUUUUAGGCGACAGUAAUGGCUUUUAGUUGUGUAGGCUUGGCUGAUUGUCUGUCUAUAGGUACUGGCCCAUGGCAGCAGCAUCCAAGUUUGCAUGGUUCAAAUGUGUGUGGGUUUUUUUCUUUGCCCAUAACACCUCCAUUCCAAGUACACCGUGUACACAGUUCUGGAAUUGGAAGAGGUGAAACUGGCUGUCCCAUGAACUGGAUCUUACUACUGGUGGUCUGAACUUCCAAGACACCUUGUUUUUAAAUGUUACGUGUACUGAGGGCGGAAAGAAGCAGAGGCAUUGCUUUGUUGUUAGGCUUGUGACCAGAACCUGCUCAGACCUCCUGUAUUCCUAUGGAGAGGCUUU
Molecule: messenger RNA, 1992 nt
Organism: Mauremys reevesii (Reeves's turtle)
Lineage: Eukaryota; Metazoa; Chordata; Testudines; Geoemydidae
Product: probable peptidyl-tRNA hydrolase 2
Exons: 6
Coding region: 168-614 (148 amino acids)
Cellular component (GO): cytosol; mitochondrion
Molecular function (GO): peptidyl-tRNA hydrolase activity; protein binding
Source: RefSeq, a predicted model, not a curated record